Molecule: messenger RNA, 1329 nt
Organism: Fukomys damarensis (Damara mole-rat)
Lineage: Eukaryota; Metazoa; Chordata; Mammalia; Rodentia; Bathyergidae
Gene: Clrn2
Product: clarin 2
Exons: 3
Coding region: 230-928 (232 amino acids)
Source: RefSeq, a predicted model, not a curated record
CCCGGAGCUCGGCGAAGAUUAACUCUGCAGAGGCUUCCGGAUGAGGGUGUAGUAAACACGGCCUGCCAGGGACGGGCGCUGAGGGUGGACGAAGGGGUGGACCCAAAGUCCUGAAAUGCUGCGUUUGGAAGAGGUGCCGUGGAGCGGUAGGGUGUUGCUGAGUGCCCGGAAGAUGUCAGCCACCCCCGCUGUUGCCCGGAAGCCCUGAGGAUGUCCUGCACCCACCAGCAUGCCUGGAUGGUUCAAAACCGCGUGGUUCGGGCUGGCCUCUCUUCUCAGCUUCUCCUCCUUCCUCCUCCUCAUCGUCGCCCUGGCUGCGCCCCACUGGCGGAGCGGGAAAAUCCUCUGUCAGACUGGAGUGGACCUGGUCAAUGCCACGGACCCAGAGUUGGUCAAGUUCAUUGGGGACAUUUACUACGGGCUCUUCCGCGGGUGCAAAGUGCGGCAGUGCGGCCUCGGGGGCCGCCGGUCCCAGUUCACGAUCUUCCCACACCUGGUGAAGGAGCUCAACGCUGGUCUUCACGUGACAAUUCUACUUCUCCUCUUCCUGGCCUUGGCCCUGGCUCUGGUCAGCAUGGGCUUUGCCAUUCUCAACAUGGUCCAGGUCCCAUAUCGUGCAGUGAAUGGCCCUGGGGGCAUCUGCUUAUGGAACAUACUGGCAGGUGGAGCAGUGGCAUUAGCCAUCGCCGGCUUCAUGGCUGCGGUGAAAUUUCACCACCUGACGGAACGAAUCGCCAACUUCCAGGAGAGACUCUUCCGGUUUGUCGUGGUGGAAGAGCACUACGAAGAGUCAUUUUGGAUCUGCGUGGCCAGCGCUUCGGCCCACGCGGCAAACUUGGUUGUGGUGGCGAUCAGUCAGAUUCCCCUCCCAGAGAUCAAGACCAAAAUUGAAGAGGCCACAGUCACCGCAGAGGAUAUCUUGUACUAAUCGCCUCCCACACCCAAUCCUGAAUCUGUUCUGUAGUGUGAAUGGGGGUCCUCACUUCUCUGCUGCCUUCCCACUUCCUGUUCCCGCAGUAAGAAGAAGGAUGUGGAAGGACCCAGGGGGCGGCUGGGCCAGAGAGGAAAAACCUCCCAGAAUCCCCAGCAUUCCUGCUCUUCUCCCUCAUGACUUGGGGUUGGAGAUUCUCUUGCCUGCUGUGUGUGACAGUGGACAAUUCACUUAAUGACUACUGCUCAGCCUCCUCUGUAAAAUGGAGCUAGCUACAACUUUGUAAGUUUGUUCUAAGGUUUACAUGGGUGAUGAUGUUCGGAGCAGAACACUCUACAAACCCAAGGUACAAAUACAAGGUGGGAUGGAAAUAAACAGUGGAUUUAAACUUUUAAAAA